Helicoverpa zea (corn earworm) is the source of this 1140-nucleotide messenger RNA. RefSeq names its product uroporphyrinogen-III synthase-like (gene Uros1). The record is from RefSeq and is a predicted model, not a curated record. Bases 165 to 953 code for a protein of 262 amino acids. The transcript has 2 exons. NCBI's taxonomy places the organism in Eukaryota, Metazoa, Arthropoda, Insecta, Lepidoptera, Noctuidae. Gene Ontology annotation, biological process: uroporphyrinogen III biosynthetic process. Gene Ontology annotation, molecular function: uroporphyrinogen-III synthase activity.
AGCCGUCAACGUCAAACAAAUUGUGAUCAACCGUAAACAAAACAAACAAGUAUUUGUCAUUCCUGUUCAGUUCAGCCUAGUUGUGUAAUAAACGGAAAACUUUUUAGGAGCGAAACGGUAUAUACCUAGGGACAACUGUCAUGUGGAGGUGAACAACAAACUUAAUGAAAUCAAGUUUGCGUGUACCUAGCUAUAACGAUAGAAGAAUGAAAAAAGUAGUGCUAUUCAAAAGCCAGUCGGAAGAUUACGAGCAAGCUUUUGUGAAGUAUAAGUACAGCACGGUGUUCGUGGAGCCGCUGCAGUUCGGGCUGGUGCGCAGCGACGAGCUGGCGGCCAGCCUGCUGCGCGACUACGCGGGGCUCGUGCUGACCAGCCCGCGCGCCGUCGACGCCGUGGCCAAGUGCUGGGACCCCGCCAGGUUCGUCAUAUGGAACUCCAGGAGAGUCUACACUGUAGGUGACGCUAGCUGUCAUAAAAUCAAACUACUUCUUGGGUUAGAUGCUCGAGGUAUGUCAUCAGGAAAUGCUGAAAACUUAGCAAAAAUUAUUGUCAGGGAAAAUCCAGCAAAUUGCAAGUUUUUAUUUCCAUGUGGUAACUUAAGAUCAGAGACUCUACCAACAAUUUUGGAGUCUUCACAUAUCCCAGUAGAUGCAUUAAUGGUGUAUGAAACCAAAGAAAAUGAGAAUUUAAAAGAAGAUCUUAUGAAAGUGAAUGACUUGCACAAACCCUGUUGCAUGGUUUUUUUCAGUCCGUCGGGAUGUGAGUAUGUACUCAGGCAAUUACAGACAUUUAGCAACAGCCUCACAGAACUGCCACAUUUUGCUAUUGGCAACUCUACAGCAUACAAGAUUGAGAACCUUGGCAUUGAAGUGGCUGGAGUGGCAGCUAAACCCAAGGCAGACAGCCUGGUGGAGUCCAUACACAAGUACUUUACAAGUGUGCAGACAAGCUAACACCAUGCACUGUGCUUUUACUAAAUAAUCAUCAAUCAGAAGACAAUAAAAAAACAAUUGUGUCAAUCAGUAUAGGGUUAAAAAGGAUUUAGACAUAGCAGGUUCCUGCAUUUUGUCUAUUAUAUAAUAAGAUAUGGUGGGUUGUGUACAAAUAUUUAAUAAUAUGUUAAUACAAAGUGCAAAUUGA